AUGGCCCUGGAGGCCAGGAGUCCCUGGGGGUGCUCUCCCCGGAGCCGGAAAGUGGCCGGCCCUGUGAGCGCCGAGCCCGGCCUUCCCUUCCUCCGCCCGCCUCAAGAUGGAGCUUGGACUCCUUGCCCCUGCGCCGCCCCAGGCGCCGCUCCCUCCUCGGCGCCCCUCUUCGCUCCCCUCAGUCCUGGGGCGGCGGGCCGGACCCCCGGGGGGCAGAGGCCCAGCGGGACCUGUUGCCCCGGCGGUCACCUGAGCCUUCCUCGGGCCCUUGGCAGCGGUGCCCGCGAGCCGGCAUGGAGGGCACCCUGGCCGUGGCCUCCGAGGCGGGCGCCGGCCGGCGGGCUGGCCUCGCUGGCCUGGGGCCCUGCCGGCCGUGGCUUUUGUCCCCCACCCCACCCCCUCGAAUGGGACCGUGAUUCUUGGAGAAGGUGGAUGA
Messenger RNA from Rangifer tarandus platyrhynchus (Svalbard reindeer), 436 nucleotides. The record is from the annotation of a GenBank genome assembly. NCBI's taxonomy places the organism in Eukaryota, Metazoa, Chordata, Mammalia, Artiodactyla, Cervidae.